Onychostoma macrolepis is the source of this 1233-nucleotide messenger RNA. RefSeq lists its product as uncharacterized. Lineage: Eukaryota; Metazoa; Chordata; Actinopteri; Cypriniformes; Cyprinidae. The transcript has 5 exons. The coding region runs from base 235 to 1059 and encodes 274 amino acids. Gene Ontology annotation, molecular function: glycine N-acyltransferase activity. Gene Ontology annotation, cellular component: mitochondrion. The record is from RefSeq and is a predicted model, not a curated record.
GAAAUAGUCUAAAUGUCCCGGAAACGAUUCUACUUGGGGGCGCAACAUUCCAGACGUUCAGAAUGAAUCAAAGAAUGAAUGCAUGAGGACUUUUAGACUCUCAACUUUUACAUAACAUAACCCGCAACCCCUGCCUACCUUUCUACAUACUGGGUCUGUCAUAAGUGCCUUUUAAAAGCACCGUUAGCAACACAGGAGACACGUGAAAUAAAGCUGCUGGCGGGACACCUCGCAAUGCGUCGGCUCACUAAAGAGGAUCUGAAGACCCUGGAAGUAGAUCUUAAAAACUACUUUCCACAGUCGCUGCAGGUAUAUGGAUAUAUUGUUCAACUCAACAGGAAUGGACAGAGAGCUGAUCCUGUUAGUGUGCUUGUUGACCAGUGGCCAGAGUUCAGAGUUUUACUUUUUAAACCAGAAUUCCGUGAGAAGGGAGACCUUUUCAAAGACUUGACUGUGUUUUCAAAAAACGAUGUCUACCUCAGAGACCUGCUGACACAUUCAGAUGUCAUUGAUUGGAAGAUUUUGAUUUGCUUGGCCGCAGAGCUUCAUCAUGAGAAGAUCCUGGAAGUCGUGGCAAGAAACAGAGAUGUACCUAUGAAAAAAGAAGCUGUGUGCUACAUGCUGGUUCUUCGGGAUCCAUCAAAACUCUUAUAUGUUGAUAGUUCAUCACUGAAGCUGUCUUCUCUCAAUGAGUCUCAUCUUGAGCUAGUCAACCGUAGCUGGAAGUUUGGCUGUGAAGAUAGCAAACUAAUGAUUAAGAAUAUGAUUUUGAACUUCCCCUCUUGUUGUGUCCUGGACUCAAACGAUCAACCGGUAGCAUGGAUUUUAACUUAUGCUUCCUGUGCAUUGGGAAUGCUGUACACACUUCCAGAACACAGAGGAAAAGGCUAUGCAAAAGCACUGGUCACCAUUAUGUCAAAGAGACUCCACUCUCAGGGUUAUCCGGUGUACUGUUUUAUAGAGGAAGAGAACCAUUUAUCCUACAGCCUCUUCACAAGCCUGGGUUUCACAGAAGAACCGGAUUACAGGGCAGCCUGGUUUGUCUUUAAUGACUUGUAAGUGGGUCCCAUCAGAGCAGCCAAUCACAAUUGUUAAGCUUCUGUCUGAGAAGCUAUAUAGAGUUAUGUACAAUCUGUUUUUUUUUACUUUUAAAGAUGUCCACAAGGCCACCAUCAACAACAAAAAUAAUUAAUUUAUUUGAAUAAAUCCAUUAAUAAAAUGUGUAACACACAA